CAAUCACUUGAUCGAUCUCAGCUGGGGGUAAGUGAGUCGCCAUGGACGCCAUGAUCAGCGACCCGUCGCUGGCGAUGUCAGUGGAGCGGGCGUUCGAGAAGCAGCCGCUGGCAGGGACAUUGGACCAGGUGACCCCGCGGUCAGUGGUGAUCGCGGUGGUUCUGUCCAUCGUCUUCGGGUUCGUGUCCCUCAAGCUCCAGAUGACGGCCGGCGUCCUGCCGAGCCUCAACAUGCCCAUCACCGUGCUCAGCUACAUCUUCCUCAAGUGGUUCGUCGGCCUGCUGCGGACGUGCGGCCUCCCCGCGCCGCCCUGCACGCGCCAGGAGACCGUGUUGAUAGUCACCACCGUCAUCACAGUAGGCAACUUAGCCAUAACCGGUGGGUUUGCUUUGUACAUCACUUCAAUGACUUCUGUCGUGGCGACAUCACUCGGUGAAGAACAUCCUGAUCCAAAAAACAUUGUCGACAAUUUUCCGACAGGACAAUGGAUGCUAUUCCUUUUCCUUGUUGGUCUAAUGGGAAUAUUCACUAGUGUGCCGUUGAACCAGGUGAUGAUUCUUGAUUACAGAUUACUAUUCCCUACUGGGACAGCUCAAGCUCACCUUAUUAACAGUUUUCACACCCCUCAAGGAGCUUACCUAGCCAAGAUGCAAGUUGCAAGCAUAUUCAAAUUUUUCAUAGGUAGCUUUUCUUGGGCUGCAUUUUCAUGGUUAUACACUGCAGGCAAAGAUUGUGGAUUUUCAAGCUUCCCAUUGUUUGGACUUGAAUUAUAUAAGCACAGGUUCUUCUUUGAUUUUUCUGCAACAUAUAUUGGCGUGGGAAUGAUGGUCCCGCCUAUGGUAAAUAUUUCGUUUCUUUCUGGAGGCAUGGUAUCUUGGGGAAUUUUAUUCCCGUUUCUCGAAUCGAAAAAUGGGAUAUGGUAUAAUGCUAGUCCAACGAGUUUGUCGGGACUGAAUGGGUACAAGAUCUUUAUCACAGUUGCACUGAUUGUCACAGAUGGCCUCUACACUUUGAUCAUGCUCCUUAUUACAGCUUACAAUGACUACAGACUGAAACGGCAAGAAACAGAUUCAGUGGUGGCUAACUACUUGAAAAGACACCCCAGCCUUAACUACGAUGAUCGUAAAAGGAUCGAGGUAUUCCUUGAAAACAGAAUUCCUGUUUCCAUACCAGUGGUUGGGUACAUCAUAUGUGCAACAAUCUGUGCAGUUAUUAUCCCAAACUUGUUCAGCCAGAUAAGUUUCUAUCAUGUCAUCACAAUAUAUACUAUUAUCCCAAUGGCUGCCGUCACCAAUACCUAUGUAGCUGGGCUCACGGACUGGAACGUUGCAUAUACUUAUGCCAAGUUCACAAUCUUCAUCGUCGCAGCAUGGGUUGCAAAACCAGGCGCCAUUGUCGCUGGCCUUGUAGCUUGUGGGAUAGUCGUGACAUCGCUUUAUAUUUCUUCACUGACAACAAUGGACAUAAAGACAGGUUACAUGACACUAACCUCGCAAAGAGCUAUGGUCUUCAUGCAGAUUGUUGGUAUAACCAUUGGUUCUGUUAUUACGCCGUGCAUCUUCCGUGCCUUCCAAAGAAGCGGCAAGGCCCACGUCCCCAUCGGAUCAGCGGACUCGGCCUACCCAUGUCCCUAUGCUGGACUCUAUCGUGCCAUUGGAAUGAUCGGCUCGGCCGGUGUCGACGCGCUCCCAAAGCACUGUCUCAAGUUUUGCUUCGCCGCUGCUUGCUUUGCCAUUGCCAUAAACACAAUUUCCUUGCUAUCUCAGCGGAAAGGUUGGGCGAUACAAGCGUAUAUUCCUAGUGUGACAGUGUUUGCAUUGCCAUUCACCAUCGGAUCAGCCGUCGGAAUUGACCUGUGCAUAGGUAGUGUAGUGAUGUUUAUCUGGACCAAAAUGAAUGUCCAAAGCGCCGUCUUAUUGUCAGCAGCAGUUGCGUCAGGCUUGAUGUGUGGAGAAGGACUAUUUACAUUUCCAUCAGCACUACUCAGCCUUUACAGUGUGGAGCCACCAAUGUGCAUGAAGUUCAUUCAUAGUGGAAAACAAGUUGAUCUCACAGAGUCUUUCUUCAGAAAUAUGGGAACGCCUACAAAGCCAUGAGGGAUGUAUAUAUUAUCCGGAGAUGAAUUUAAUCCCCCGUUCUGAGCUAGCGUUUAAGGGAUGGAAAUAAAUACUCUGCAGCAUUACACAUCCAAGCAUCAUUGGAUACAAAACAGAGGUUGAGGGUGCAAAUACUGCAAUCUUCAGAAGCAUUUUUUAGCAUUGCUGCUUUGAGUUUUGGGCAUUAGUAGAAAUUGCAGUACCAUAGUAGAUCUGAUGCAUUUAGUUUUGAUCUAGUAGUGGUAGGUGCAUGUCUCUAAUGAGCAUAAAUGGUGUUCUCUGUUUUUCUCUCUAACUGUAUCAUUUUAGUGCCAACAGCUACAGAGUUUUGAAAUGUACAUGCACAAAGGCAUUGACAUGUGCA
This is a messenger RNA of Brachypodium distachyon (stiff brome), 2460 nucleotides long. Its product is annotated as probable metal-nicotianamine transporter YSL3. The record is from RefSeq and is a predicted model, not a curated record. Lineage: Eukaryota; Viridiplantae; Streptophyta; Magnoliopsida; Poales; Poaceae. Gene Ontology annotation, cellular component: membrane. Bases 42 to 2096 code for a protein of 684 amino acids. Gene Ontology annotation, molecular function: oligopeptide transmembrane transporter activity. The transcript is spliced from 6 exons.